Molecule: messenger RNA, 1158 nt
Organism: Rodentolepis nana
Lineage: Eukaryota; Metazoa; Platyhelminthes; Cestoda; Cyclophyllidea; Hymenolepididae
Source: the annotation of a GenBank genome assembly
AUGUCGCUAAAGCAAAGUGUCGCAAAAAAAAUUAUGAAUGAGGUAAUUCUGCCUCUGAAAAAACCAAAGGAAUGGAAGGUUUUGGUAUUGGAUAAAUUGUCUACACGAAUGGUAUCCUCUUGCUGCAAAAUGCAUGAAAUCAUGAAUGAGGGAAUUACUCUUGUUGAAGAUGCCAGUAAACGACGGGAAAUUCUUCCACUGGAGGCUAUUUAUCUCAUAACGCCAACUGAGAGGUCUAUUCAAGCUCUCAUGAAUGACUUUCAAGGCCCACGUUAUCAGUAUAAAGGAGCUCACGUAUUUUUGACAGAAGCCUGUCCCGAUGAACUUUUCAAUCGUCUAUGUCAGUCUAACUGUGCAACCUUUAUCAAAACUUUGAAGGAAAUAAACAUAGCAUUUCUACCAGUCGAAAGUCGAGUCUUUUCGUUAGAUUCACCUGAAAGCACUCAAUUCUACUACAAUCAGAGUUAUCCACCUCAUCCUGGUCAAAUGUAUCAUUUGGAACAUAUCGCGGAACAGAUUGCCACACUUUGUGCUACAAUUGGUGAAUACCCCCCAAUUCGUUAUAGAAGCCAACACGACAAGAAUUGUGAAUUCGCCCAAUUAGUUCAACAGAAACUCGAUGCUUACAAAGCCGACGACCCUCAGAUGGGCGAAGGACCUUACAAGGAUCGCAGUCAAUUAAUCAUUCUUGAUCGUGGAUUUGAUCCCAUUUCACCAAUUCUUCAUGAAUUAACAUUCCAAGCUAUGGCAUAUGAUCUUCUCGCUAUUGAAAACGAUGUCUAUCGUUAUAUCAACACCUCGGGACCCGAGGAGAGAGAGAAGGAGGUAAUUUUGGACGAGUCGGAUGAUUUGUGGAGGGAGCUUCGCCACCAGCACAUUGCGGUUGUCUCUCAACAGGUAACGAACAAGUUAAAGAAGUUUGCCGAGGAUAAGCGAAUGGCAAGCGGUAGCGAUAAGACGACCAUGCGGGAUUUGUCGCAGAUGUUGAAAAAGAUGCCCCAAUACCAGAAGGAGCUCUCCAUGUACUCCACUCACUUCCAUCUCGCCGAGGACUGCAUGCACAACUACCAAACGUACACCAAUAAACUCUGCAAAGUCGAACAAGUGAGCUCCUGUUUAUUUAUAUCAAGUGGCAGGCUUUGUGAUAGUUUUCGUUAG